Molecule: messenger RNA, 13807 nt
Organism: Candoia aspera
Lineage: Eukaryota; Metazoa; Chordata; Lepidosauria; Squamata; Candoiidae
Gene: ANK2
Product: ankyrin 2
Exons: 50
Coding region: 384-12461 (4025 amino acids)
Biological process (GO): signal transduction
Molecular function (GO): protein binding
Source: RefSeq, a predicted model, not a curated record
GCGGCGCCUCCGACUUUCCUGGGGAAGGUCAUUCCCCGACCGGUCGCGUGCCCUUCCCGCGCCUCCCGCGCCCAGCUUGCGCCGCCACCCUCGCCCCCCGCCCACUUCGUCGCAGGCGGAGGCGGGCGGCUGUGGGGAAUUCGGGCGUGCUCUCUGGCCGGCUCUGCCAAGUCCUUUUUGCCCGAGCUUGGAAAGAAGAAGGGCGGCGGGACACGGAGGAAGGUGAGAGAGAGGGAAGGGGCGCCCAGCACGAGCGGCUCAGCGCCUGCCUCUCUCCGGAGGCUGGAAGUAGGAGGUGGCGGCAGCUGCUACCAGAGGACACUUUAGUAGGACUGGAGAGACAAGCCGAGUGACGGAGCGGAGAAACAGCCGAGGGACGGAAGAUGGCUUCCCCCACCUCCCCUGGCACUCCUGGAGGCGGGACAUCGCCCCAAGGCAGCCAGACACGCCUUCGGCAGUCGGACAGCAAUGCAAGCUUCCUUCGAGCUGCCAGAGCUGGCAAUCUGGACAAAGUAGUGGAAUAUCUAAAAGGAGGAAUAGAUAUCAAUACAUGCAAUCAGAAUGGACUCAAUGCCUUACACCUGGCUGCCAAAGAAGGCCAUGUGGGUUUGGUUCAGGAAUUGCUGGAAAGAGGAUCUGCAGUUGAUUCUGCAACUAAGAAGGGAAAUACUGCACUACAUAUUGCUUCCUUGGCGGGACAGGCUGAAGUGGUCAAAGUUCUAGUUAAAGAAGGAGCUAAUAUUAAUGCACAGUCUCAGAAUGGCUUCACACCUCUGUACAUGGCAGCGCAGGAGAACCAUAUUGAAGUAGUAAAAUAUCUUCUGGAAAAUGGAGCCAAUCAGAGCACUGCUACUGAGGAUGGCUUCACUCCACUAGCAGUUGCAUUGCAGCAGGGACACAAUCAGGCAGUGGCUAUCCUUCUGGAGAAUGACACAAAGGGGAAAGUGCGGCUGCCGGCAUUGCAUAUUGCUGCCAGAAAAGAUGACACCAAAUCAGCAGCACUUCUCCUCCAGAAUGAUCAUAAUGCUGAUGUUCAGUCUAAGAUGAUGGUGAAUAGAACAACUGAGAGUGGCUUCACACCUUUGCACAUAGCAGCACACUAUGGAAACGUUAAUGUAGCGACACUUCUACUCAACCGAGGAGCUGUUGUAGACUUCACAGCAAGGAAUGGAAUCACCCCACUGCAUGUGGCUUCCAAAAGGGGAAACACUAACAUGGUGAAGCUCUUGUUGGAUCGUGGAGGGCAGAUCGAUGCCAAAACCAGGGAUGGACUGACUCCACUGCACUGUGCUGCACGAAGUGGACAUGACCAAGUUGUAGAGCUUCUCCUGGAACGAGGUGCCCCACUGCUUGCCAGGACCAAGAAUGGACUGUCUCCACUUCAUAUGGCUGCCCAGGGCGACCAUGUGGAGUGUGUCAAACACCUAUUGCAGCACAAAGCUCCUGUUGAUGAUGUUACACUGGAUUACCUGACUGCCCUCCAUGUUGCUGCACACUGUGGCCACUAUCGUGUCACUAAGCUUCUGCUGGAUAAGAGAGCAAAUCCAAAUGCCCGUGCUUUGAAUGGUUUUACUCCACUGCACAUUGCUUGCAAGAAAAAUCGCAUUAAAGUAAUGGAACUGCUGGUGAAAUAUGGGGCUUCAAUCCAAGCUAUAACAGAGUCGGGCCUGACACCAAUUCAUGUGGCUGCAUUUAUGGGGCAUUUGAACAUAGUUCUCCUUCUACUGCAAAAUGGUGCUUCUCCAGAUGUCACUAACAUUCGUGGUGAGACUGCAUUACACAUGGCAGCUCGUGCAGGACAAGUGGAAGUGGUACGCUGCCUCCUGAGGAACGGUGCUUUGGUUGAUGCACGAGCUAGGGAAGAACAGACACCGCUGCAUAUUGCCUCUCGCUUGGGUAAAACAGAAAUUGUGCAGUUACUGUUGCAACACAUGGCACACCCAGAUGCUGCAACAACUAAUGGGUAUACACCACUACACAUCUCUGCCCGAGAAGGACAAGUUGAUGUAGCAUCAGUUCUAUUGGAGGCAGGUGCAGCACACUCCUUGGCUACCAAGAAGGGAUUCACACCACUGCAUGUGGCAGCAAAGUAUGGAAGCCUAGAUGUGGCAAAACUCCUGUUGCAGCGUCGUGCAUCUGCUGAUUCAGCUGGGAAGAAUGGUCUCACUCCCCUCCAUGUUGCUGCUCAUUAUGACAAUCAGAAAGUGGCACUACUGUUACUGGAGAAAGGUUCUUCUCCUCAUGCUACUGCCAAGAAUGGGUAUACUCCUCUACACAUUGCUGCUAAGAAGAAUCAGAUGCAGAUAGCCACAACCCUGCUGAAUUAUGGAGCAGAGACCAAUAUUUUGACCAAACAAGGAGUGACUCCACUUCACUUGGCCUCUCAGGAAGGUCAUGCUGACAUGGUGAACUUACUUCUGGAGAAGGGAGCCAAUAUUCAUGUGGCCACAAAGAGUGGAUUGACAUCUUUACAUUUAGCAGCUCAAGAAGAUAAAGUAAAUGUAGCAGAUAUGCUGAUAAAGCAUGGAGCAAACAAAGAUGCCCAGACUAAGCUGGGUUACACUCCACUAAUUGUGGCUUGUCACUAUGGAAACAUCAAGAUGGUGAACUUCCUUCUGAAGCAAGGAGCUAAUGUCAAUGCUAAGACAAAGAAUGGAUACACUCCUCUGCACCAAGCUGCUCAGCAAGGUCAUACUCACAUCAUCAAUGUUCUUCUUCAACAUGGGGCCAAACCAAAUGCAAUCACUGCGAAUGGCAACACUGCCUUAGCAAUUGCUAAGCGUCUGGGAUACAUCUCAGUGGUAGAUACAUUGAAGGUUGUAACAGAGGAAGUGAUUACCACUACAACUACUGUCACUGAGAAGCACAAACUCAAUGUACCUGAGACGAUGACUGAAAUUUUGGAUGUUUCAGAUGAGGAAGGUGAUGACACAAUGACAGGAGAUGGGGGAGAAUAUCUUAGACCUGAAGAUCUGAAGGAACUAGGUGAUGAUUCCUUACCUAGCAGCCAGUUCUUAGAUGGCAUGAACUACCUGAGGUACAGCAUGGAAGGAGGCCACUCUGACAGCCUGCGAUCCUUCAGUUCAGACAGGUCCCGUACACUGAGCCAUACCUCGUACUUGAGAGACAGCACUAUGAUUGAUGACACCAUCAUUAUUCCAAGCCACCAGGUAACUGCAUUAGCUAAAGAAGGUGAGAGAAAUUCAUACCGCUUAAGUUGGAGUCCUGAUAACCUGGACAAUAUCACUCUUUCUGCUAGCCCUAUUCAUUCUGGCUGCCUGUCUUCCAAAAAGGAGAUUGGAUCAUUGCUAACAAGUUUUCUGGUCAGUUUUAUGGUUGAUGCUCGAGGUGGUGCUAUGCGGGGUUGCAGACACAAUGGGCUUCGAAUCAUUAUUCCACCCCGGAAAUGCACUGCUCCAACUCGAGUUACCUGCCGGUUGGUCAAACGCCAUAGACUUGCCACAAUGCCUCCAAUGGUGGAAGGAGAUGGUCUGGCUAGUCGCCUUAUUGAAGUUGGGCCUUCUGGUGCUCAAUUUCUUGGUAAACUUCACCUGCCUACGGCUCCUCCCCCACUUAAUGAGGGAGAAAGUUUGGUCAGCCGAAUCCUACAGCUGGGGCCUCCAGGGACCAAAUUUCUUGGGCCUGUGAUUGUUGAAAUCCCUCACUUUGCGGCUUUGCGUGGUAAAGAGAGAGAGCUGGUGAUUUUGCGCAGUGAGAAUGGGGACAACUGGAAAGAGCAUUUCUGUGAAUUUACGGAAGAUGAGCUAAAUGAAAUACUAAAUGGAAUGGAUGAAGUGCUUGACACUGCAGAAGAGCUGGAGAAGAAACGUAUUUGCCGUAUUAUCACCCGGGACUUCCCACAGUACUUUGCAGUGGUGUCCCGGAUCAAACAAGACAGUAACCUCAUUGGACCUGAGGGUGGUGUAUUAAGCAGUACUGUAGUUCCACAAGUACAAGCGGUCUUCCCAGAGGGAGCAUUAACCAAGAGAAUUCGUGUUGGUCUUCAGGCCCAACCUAUGCACAAUGAACUUAUAAAGAAAAUUUUAGGCAAUAAAGCCACAUUCAGUCCUAUUGUCACCCUGGAACCUAGGCGAAGAAAAUUCCAUAAGCCAAUAACUAUGACCAUUCCUGUUCCCAAAGCUUCCAGUGAUGUGAUGAUUAAUGGUUAUGGAGGUGAGACUCCUACUCUAAGACUACUGUGCAGCAUAACAGGUGGAACAACGCCUGCUCAGUGGGAAGACAUAACAGGAACAACACCAUUAACAUUUGUAAAUGAAUGUGUUUCCUUCACCACAAAUGUAUCUGCCAGAUUUUGGUUGAUAGAUUGUCGACAGGUACAAGAAUCUGUAGCAUUUGCUUCCCAAGUAUAUAGAGAAAUUAUAUGUGUACCAUACAUGGCCAAAUUUGUAGUGUUUGCCAAAUCUCAUGAUCCCAUAGAAGCCCGACUAAGAUGUUUCUGCAUGACUGAUGAUAAGGUGGAUAAAACACUAGAACAACAAGAAAACUUUGCGGAAGUAGCUCGAAGCAGGGAUGUAGAGGUAUUAGAAGGAAAACCCAUAUAUGUGGACUGCUUUGGGAAUUUAGUACCAUUAACAAAGAGUGGCCAGCAUCACAUAUUCAGUUUUUAUGCCUUCAAAGAAAAUAGACUUCCAUUGUUUGUCAAGGUUCGGGAUACAACCCAAGAACCUUGUGGACGCCUGUCUUUCAUGAAGGAACCCAAAUCUUCAAGAGGUCUGGUACAUCAAGCUAUCUGCAAUCUGAAUAUCACAUUACCAGUAUACACAAAGGAAUCAGAAUCAGAUCAAGAACAGGAAGAAGAGACUGACAUGACAUCAGAAAAACAUGAUGACGAAACAGAAUCUACAGAAACAUCUAUCCUGAAAAGCCAUCUUGUCAAUGAUGUUCCUGUCCUAGCAAGUCCAGAUUUGCUAUCUGAAGUCUCUGAGAUGAAACAAGAUUUGAUAAAAAUGACUGCAAUUUUGACAACAGAUUCUUCUGAAAAAACAGGUUCUAUUAAGGUGAAAGAUCUUGCAAAAGCUGCUGAUGAAGAGCCUGGAGAACCAUUUGAAAUUGUGGAAAGAGUAAAAGAGGACUUAGAAAAAGUAAAUGAAAUUCUAAGAAGUGGGAGCUGCCCCAAAGAAAAGCCAGUUUUACAGAGAUCUGCUUCUGGAAAAAUGUUGGUGGAAGAAGACUGGGUUAUUGUAAGUGAUGAAGAAAUUGAAGAAGCCAAGCAAAAUGCUCCUUUGGAAGUCAGUGAGCCUAUCUGUGUAGAAACUAGAAUAGGUAAAGGAAAACCAGAGAAAGAAACAAAAGAUAUGACAGGAAUGAUUGAUUAUCUCAGCGAGGAUCUAAAAGUUUAUGUUUCUUUGAAUGAAAUGCAACCGCAGACAUUUCAAGAAGACAUAGUAGAAGAAAGAUUUGAAGCUGUCGUUAUAAGCAGAGGUUCUGAAGCAGAUGGAAAAGACCAAAAGAAGCAAGGUCAGUGCAAACCUACCUUGGAAAUUAAAAAACCUGUUAGAAAGAAAUUAAAAGAUAAAGAAAAGCCAAAGGUUGAAGGAACCCAAGGAAAGGAUGAACAUUUAGGGCUGAACAGGUUCAGUUCAGAGGAAUCUUUAGAUGAAGAACAACUAUUACCUACUGCAGAGCCUGUGAAGGAUACAGCUGUGUCUCCAGUUAUAGAAGAAACCCCUAUUGGGUCAAUCAAAGAUAAAGUGAAAGCUCUUCAGAAGCGAGUAGAAGAUGAACAGAAAGGGCGUUCAAAGUUGCCAGUUCGAGUCCAAGGAAAAGAAGGAUCUGAGAAGCCUGUUACAAAGCCAACACAAACUAAAAAGAUUAUUUAUAAAACAAAACCCCCAAGUUCUCCCUCUGCCACAAAGACUCCGGCUUCUCCUUCAUCCACAAAGAUUCCAGCUUCUCCAAAGACUUCUGCUGCUGCUUCCUCUUCUUCAAAACUCUCAUCUCCUUCUACUAAGAAGUCAGCUGUUUCUCCUACCACAAAAAAGCCAGCUGUUUCUCCCACAUCAAGGAAGCCACCAGUUUCUCCCACAGUUAAAAAGCCACCAGUUUCUCCCACGGCUAAAAAGCCGCCUGUUUCUCCCACAGCUAAGAAGCCAUCUCUGUCACCAUCUUCCAAAACAGAAAGACUUGAAGAGACUAUGUCUGUUCGUGAACUAAUGAAAGCUUUCCAGUCAGGUCAAGACCCAUCAAAGCAUAAAGCUGGACUUUUUGAGCAUAAAUCUAUAAAGCAGAAACAACAGGAUUCUGACAAAGAGACAACUAAAAAAGGAGCCACUCAAGCAGAAAGUGAAAAGAAGCCAGCAUUAACAUCUAGAGACACACACAAAAAAGACAGUCCUAAAAGCAAAAAGAACCAGGAGCCUCCGACAGAGGUAGGUUUGCAAUCUAAAAAAGUCACACAGAGUAUACCUCAUAUAACCUUGAAGAAAGAUUUAAUCACAAAACCAGUGAGUGACACCAAAAAAGAAUCUCCUGGUGCUGUUGAAGAAAAAUCCAAGGAUGUAGUCCUGACAUUUGAUAACCAAGGGGACACUGAGCUUCAGAUCAGUCCAGACAGAAAGACAUCAACUGAUUUUUCUGAUGUCAUAAAAGAAGAGCUGGAGGACAAUGAUAAAUACCAACAGUUCCGGCACAUUUCAAUCACAGAGAAAGGUGAGCUUCACUUAGAUCAAGUUUUGACCAGUCCAUUCAAUGUUACAUUUCCAUCAGAAUAUGUGAAAGAUGGGUUUUUGCCCACACUCUCCUUGCAAAGUGGUGCUUUGGAUGGCAGCUCAGAAAGUUUUAAACAUGAAGGCAUAGCAGACUCUCCAGUUGGUAGCCUGCUUGAUGGAACUCCCCAGAACAGCUCUGAAGAAAGUUAUAAGCAUGAGGGCUUGGCAGAAACUCCAGAAACAAGCCCUGAGAGCCUUUCAUUCUCAUCAAAGAAAACAGAAACUGCUGACCAGAUGGAAGAAAAUGCAUUAGCCAGUGCAGUGCAGAGAACAGCAGAAAUUCAUUCACCAAAGGGGCUUUCUCCAACAGAAAAUAAAAUGACUAUUUGUGACAAAGACCUAAAAGAUAUCACAGAAACCACAGAGUCAGAUUCCCAUCAUUUUUCAGAAGAGCAAUCCAAAGGCCUAGAUUCUAGUUCAACUCUGAUUGAUAACAAUGCUGUCCCUGAUAAAUCAUCAGUGCUGGCAGAUCAAAGACAUUUAACUAAGUUAGCUGAACAACAUGAUUCUUCUAUUGAAAAAGAUGAGGAUGCAUCCUUUGAGCAAUAUACCAUUAGCAAAGGACUAGAGCUUUCAUUUCCUAGCCAUGAAGGUGAAGGUCUUAGCCCAGCUGCAGAUGAAUCCAUAGCUAUAAGUCAUAAAGAUUCAUUGGAAGCAAGCCCAGUGCUGGAAGAUAAUUCUUCACGUAAAACACCUGAUUCCCUUGAGCCUAGUCCAACCAAAGAAUCCCCCUGCCGUGAUUCUCUGGAAAGCAGCCCUGUAGAACAGAAAGCAAAGACUGGCUUCCUUCCAGUUCCUGGUCCAAUUCAGGCUACCCCUGCUAAAGCUGAAAACUUCCCAGAACUAACACCUGUACGAUCUAGACUCUUACGUGAUCCUGAUGGAAGUGCUGAAGAUGACAGUUUAGAACAAACAUCUCUUUUGGAGAGCUCAGGGAAAAGUCCUCUUUCACCUGAGACUCCUAGCUCUGAAGAAAUUAGUUAUGAAAUCACACCAAAAAUAACAGAUUCACAGGUGCUUGCAAACAUACCCAAGUCUGCAGUAAUUCCUGAAGUUAAUGAAGAGCCAGAAGAUGAUUCAGAAGGUGAGCCAAAGAAAAGGUUCACUCCAGAAGAGGAGAUGUUUAAAAUGGUGGCCAAAAUUAAGAUGUUUGAUGAGCUAGAACAGGAAGCAAAACAGAAGAGGGACUAUAGAAAGGAUUCCAAACAAGAUGAUACUAUUUCAGCUUCUGAUUUGGAAGGUGCUUCUGAAACCGAAAUGAUACCUUCAACAACUCUAGAAGAUAAUGCUCUGUCUACAGUAGUGGCUUCUGGAGUUGUAUCUAGAAAAAGCUCUUCCUCCUCAGAAAGUGAGCCAGAAUUAACAAAGCUGAAAAAAGAAGCUGAUUCCGGGCUGUUAAUGGAACCUAUAAUGAGACUGCAGCCUUCUUCAUCUCAUCUUUGCAAUAUGGAUUCCAGUUCCAGUCCUGAAGAGACGGGAUUUCAGCCUAUUGAGUCUAAGCAGCAAGCAUUCAGUACUGAGGAGGAUAACACAGAAUCGGAUAAACCAACUGAGGAAACCAAAAUGUCAUGUGAUACUUCACUUGCCUCUGAUGCCAGCAUCAUAGCACAGGCUAGCGAAUCUAAGUGCUACAGCACAGAUGAGAGUGACACAGUUAGCCCUAAUGGCCCUAUGAUGCCACCUGAGGAAUCUUUCUACCAUUCUGUUGAUGAUGAUGCUCAAAAAAUAACUGAGUUAUAUGAAACUUCAGUGACAUCACACCACCAGGAUGAUUCUUUAAAAGAUAGUGUAGCAUCUGAAAGGGUGCUGCCAAAAGGCCUAGUUACUAUGGGAACUUCAGAGGGUUCCUGUAUACCUGGGACUUCUCAUUGCUGUGUUUCACAGAAUAAUGUAUUGGCUACUAAUGUUUCACCUGAUCACUCCGCUUUGGGAAGUGAUAUGGCUGGAACUGACCACAGGUUUGAGAUAUCAGACAGGGUUUUUUCUAGCACAGAGCACUCCACAGGAUGUUCAUCUGUAACAACCGAAAAGGGUAAAUAUGAAAGUGAUACAGAAGAAGUUGGCAGUGCUCUGCCUAUAACAAGCCCUUAUGAAAAUGUCCCUUCACAGCAUUUUUUUACUAAUGAUGAAAUUAGUACAGAAAUUGAUUUAAAGACAAGAAUAGACCAGUCACUUCAGGAAGAUUAUUCUGAUAAAGAAAAAACUAAAUUUGCUGAAGAUAAAAGAAUGAGUUCUCUUUACAGAACAGUAUCAGAAGGUUCUGAAGUUCAGGUCUCAGAAGGUGUCUAUAUGGAGAUAGAAUCCAAGGAAAUUGACAGUUUUCAGAAAAGACCAGCUUCAUUACCUUCAGCAUCAGACUCCACAUCACUAGAUGAAGCUGCUCUACAAGAUAUCAGGGAUGAAGCUGAAAAAAUAAUUAGCCAAGUAAUUAUAACCAGGACAGAUGUAGAUUCUGACAAGUGGAGUCAAAUUCGUGAAGAUGAUGAUGCUUUUGAGGCUAGAGUGAAGGAGGAAGAACAAAAAAUAUUUGGCUUAAUGGUAGACAGGAGAUCACAAGGCACCACACCUGAUACAACACCAGCCAGAACUCCUACUGAAGAUGGAACUCCUUCCGGUGAACCAAAUCCCUUUCUUUUCCAGGAAGGAAAAUUGUUUGAAAUGACAAGGAGUGGUGCCAUUGAUAUGACUAAAAGGAAUUAUUCUGAUGAAAACUUAGACUUUUUCCAGAUGGGAGAGCAAUCUCAGGAAGAAGUAUCAUUAUCUGAAGAAAUGAGAGAAGCUGAAGGCCUAGAAUGCCCCCCCGAGGAACAAUCUUCGAUUUCAGUUGCAUCUUCUGAAUUUAAUAAAGGAGAAAUAGCCAUGAAAAGUACACAUAUAUCUGCAUCAGAGGAUGAGACCACUGCUUUAUAUAGCACAAAAGAAGAUAUUAAAUCUAGAAUUCCUAUUAAAAUGGGUAUUUCAGCCUCUUCAAAGUCACCAAAGAAAGAAACAACAGCUUCUGAUCAUGACCUCACCUCUAGUGAUGUGUUUGAUAGCUUCCAGGUGCCCUGUCCUCUCUCUCCUGAGCAGACAGUGAUUGAUGUACACUUAAAUUUUUCAACAGUCACUAGGUCUGUUUAUGCUGAAAAACAAGAUGAUUCCCCAGAUUCCUCACCAGAGGAGCAAAAAUCUGUGAUUGAAAUCCCCACUGCUGCCAUGGAGAGUGUGCCUUCUACUGAAAGCAAAUCCAAAAUCCCCAUUAGGAGUGCUCCAGCUACAUUCCCAUCAUUACAUAAGUCAGAACCUGAGAGCCUUCCUUCAGUUGGUUUUAUAGACAGCCUGGAAGAACCACAGGAUGACCCCUCCAAACCAAAGUCUAAAAUUCCAGUUAAGGCAAUUUUUCAAAGAGGUGAGCAAGAAUCUGUGCAGACAGAAACAUCUGCCUGGAAGUCAGAGUCAUCUAAAACCCCCGAUAUAACCUGCAAAGUACCUAUAAAACAAGACAUUAGGAGCAAAUCUGAAUCUGAUGCCAGUGCCUCCAUAGACUCAAAAGCUAAGCAUUCAGUCAAAGCUAGAAGUUAUGCUGAGGCAGAAGCAGAGACCAGAGAGAGAGUGGGUGAGAUGAAGCUUGAGCUAGAAUCAGAUGAGUUGAUGACUUCCCGACCAAAGAUAUUUUCUUCACGAUUACCUGUUAAGAGCAGAAGUACCUCAGCUUCCCGAAAUGCUGUUAGUCCCUCAAAAGAAAGUAAGGAACAUUUUUUUGACCUUUACAAAAACUCUAUAGAAUUCUUUGAAGAGAUUAGCGAUGAAGCUUCCAAAUUAGUGGAUAGACUUACACAGUCAGAGAAAGAGCAAGAAUUAGUUUCAGAUGAUGAAAGUAGUAGUGCCCUAGAAGUUUCGGUUAUUGAAAAUGUGCCAUCCAUUGAGACCCAGCAGUCACUUGCCGAGGACAUCUUUGACACCAGGCCCAUUUGGGAUGAGUCUAUUGAGACUCUGAUUGAGCGUAUUCCUGAUGAAAAUGUCCCUGACCAUGUUGAAGAACAACAAGAUGAUCAGGAAAGAAUAGAAGAAAGGCUAGCACAUAUUGCUGAUCAUCUUGGAUUCAGCUGGACAGAGCUAGCAAGAGAAUUGGAUUUCACUGAAGAACAAAUUCAUCAAAUUCGAAUUGAGAAUCCUAAUUCCCUUCAGGAUCAGAGUCAUGCACUACUGAAAUAUUGGCUGGAAAGAGAUGGAAAACAUGCUACUGAUUUAGGUCUUACAGCGUGUCUUAAAAAAAUUAAUCGAAUGGAUAUUGUUCACCUAAUGGAAAGUAGCAUGGAAAUCUCCCGAGAUCAUGGUCGCACCUAUGCAGAAAUUGAACAGACAAUGGUACUGGAUCACAGUGAAGGGUUCUCUGCACUUCAUGAAGAUCUAUGCAGCACAAGAGAUAAAAAGGAGGAAGAAUAUUCCUUUUCUAAAGACAGUGAGCAAUCUGAUCAUCCUCCCCUUGUUUCAGAAGAAGACCUUUCUGUUAGCUACUCACCCUUGCAUGAAGGCACAUCUAAGGCUGAGGCAGAAGUGUCUGUGGUAGAACUACUGCACCAAACACAGAAAGAUCAUGUGAAAGCUGAAUUCUCAGGGAAGCCUCAUGAGCUGACAGAAGAUUCACCUACUGCGCAGGAGGUCACAACUUCUGGAACAGAUUUGACACAAGUGCCCCAAAAUGUCAAAACAGCCGGCAUUGCCAGUGACAAACUGGGGGAUUCUACAGCAAGAUGUGAGGACCUUGAAAGGCCUUCCUCUCAUACUCCAACGUUUCAUGAUCGAACUGAUUCCCCCAUUGUGGAAGAACCUGAAGACCAUUGCUUCCACCAAGAAGAUGCGCAUCCAAGGAAAAAUAGCCUGGUGAUUGUUGAAUCCACCGAUGAACAGUCUGAAAAAUUAGAAAGAUAUGAAGAAGAAUUGUUAGAAAAAGAGCUAGCAGAGGAAUUAGGUGAGCUGGAGGUCAGCUCAGAUGAGGAAGAGAUGGUAACUACCAGGGUCGUUCGCCGCCGGGUGAUUAUUCAGGCUGAUGAUGUGCCUGAAAUGCCACCAGAAGCGGUAACGGAGGAACAGUACACGGAUGAACAUGGCCAUAUUGUGGUGAAGAAGGUCACUAGGAAAAUCAUCAGGCGAUUCGUUUUACCAGAUGGAACAGAAAAAGAAGAAGUUGUGAUGCAGGGAGAACCUCAAGAACCUGUUACACUGGAAGAGGGAGACAGUUAUUCCAAAGUUCUAAAGCGGCUGGUGUUGAAGAGUGACAGUGAACAAUCAGAGAUGACCUUUUCUGAGCCAAGUGUUUUAUCAAGUGCCUCAGAAUUCCAGGCUGAACCAGUAGAAGGCCGCAAGGUCAGCAAAGUUAUAAAAACUACUGUAGUGCAUGGGGAGAGAAUGGAAAAACAUCACGGAGAUUCUAGUUUAGCAAUGGAUCUUCCAUCAGCCAAAGAUGACUUCGAAGAGGCCCUGAGUUACAUAGGUAACAAAAUGAAAAUUGAAGUCCCCCCAUUAGUAGAGAAAGAGGUCAUGAAAGAGGAUGGUUCGCUUAUUAAAAGGACAACAAUGAGUAAAGCUAGUACACAGAAGAGGACUGUGGUUAAGGACCAGUAUGGAAACCGGAUUCAUGUGGAGCUGCUGGAGGACACACCAGAAGCACUACCCCAGGAUGACCUUCAGCAUGACCUUCAGCAAUUAUUAAGGCAUUUCUGCAAAGAUGAGCUGAAGAAAGAGGCCAAAUGAGAUGCUGCUAAAUCCCAUCCACAGACCACCACACAUAACCAUUAACUAUCCAGCUUUAUUCAACUUUCUUUUAUCAUAGGUGUUAUUAUUUAACAUAAUCAUCAGGGAACACUGCUGUUUCUACUUUGAGCAUAUAGGGUAGGGUUUUUGUUUCAUUUCCUUUGUUUCUAAAUAUCUGUAAGCUAAUUUGUGACCAAAGAUCACAUCCUUCAUUCUGGAUGAAGAAUUUAUCUACUAACAGUCAUAGACUUUGUGCUCUACUGACAGUCUGUCACACUUGUCAUUUUUAUUUUUCUUUGCUUUUGCAUCAGAUCCAUAAACACAUAAGUUUCUUCCACAGGCCUCUUCAAAUGACAGUGUACAUGUGUUUUUUAAAGGAGGUUAUUAACUUUAAACUGUAAAUAGAUAAAGUGUGUGGAUUCACAAGACGGAAAGAAGCACUGCCUAUUGUGACUACAUUUAGCAUCAGGACUACAAGGUUUGUUGAAGAACAAUUCAUGUAAUACUGCUAACACAAUCCAUUAAGACUAGGACAUGGAUCUACCAAGAGCGAAACAAGUCAGUCCUCCUGUGUUCCUAGGACUUCCAGUGUAAUGAAUUACUUGACUAAAAAGUUUCUGAAAGUCAGGACAAAUUCCAGAUGUUUCCCUUGCAAGACAGUUGAUUGCAGCCAUUACUGUUUCUUUGCUUCCUGGGAAAGCCACCUCAAGAUUUCCUGAAGGAAAAUAUACCCAGUUAGAUACAGCGUGCUAGCAGCUUUAUCUGUGGCACUUUUGCAUACUGUAUUCAAAUCUUUUAGAUCAGGGACAUGAAACUGGGUGCACUCAACCAUUCUGGUGACUGUACUGUUUUGAUCACUCCUUUAGCAAACCACGCUGUCUUAGAAGUGGUUGUUUCUUCUGGCCACUGCACUAUAGACAUUUUGAAGGAGGAAAAGAAACCCAUACCCUUCAGAAAACCCUUCGGAAAAAAAUUGAUUUAUCACAUUCUGUCAAGAUUGUCUCUUAAUCUGGGACAUGCAUGUGGCACUGGGGUAUAAAAACAUGACCUUUCUGUAAUCAUGCCAAUUACUUCUCAUCCUUCCUAGCACUGAGCGAGCAGGCGUUAACAUCCUAUUUGAGGUUUUUCUCUGAAGUUUUACUUAGGAGGAGACAGGAAUCCACCAAGCAUUUUUUUUUUUCUUGCUAUUUUAUUUAUAGUCCUUAACCACCUUUCAAGCAUUAUCAUGUAAAUGUCUGCACUUUGAUUUUCCAAGAAGGGCAUAUAUGACACUGGAAUUAUUCUGUGGUCUGUACCUAAUUCUAAUAGUGGUCUGAAGCUCUGUAGCAUUUUAACAUAUAUAUGUA